Erigeron canadensis is the source of this 1300-nucleotide messenger RNA. Its product is annotated as homocysteine S-methyltransferase 1. Gene Ontology annotation, molecular function: S-adenosylmethionine-homocysteine S-methyltransferase activity; zinc ion binding. The transcript is spliced from 7 exons. The coding region runs from base 133 to 1152 and encodes 339 amino acids. The record is from RefSeq and is a predicted model, not a curated record. NCBI's taxonomy places the organism in Eukaryota, Viridiplantae, Streptophyta, Magnoliopsida, Asterales, Asteraceae. Gene Ontology annotation, biological process: S-methylmethionine cycle.
AAUACAUAUACAGCCUGUUUGUUGUAUCUUUAAGAAACCAUUUUCCUCAUACCUUAAUUAUACAUACAAAUUAACUAUAUAUAUAUAUACUAGAUAUAGCAUUUCAUUUUAAACGCGUAAACAUUGAAAGACAUGGGUGUUUUAUUUGAGGCCAAGAAUGAGAAAGAAAAGGCCCCGGGGUUGUUGGAAGAUUUCAUAGAAAAAGCGGGUGGGUGUGCGGUCAUCGAUGGCGGUUUCGCGACACAGCUUGAGAUUCAUGGGGCCUCAAUUAACGAUCCUCUAUGGAGUGCACUUUGCUUGAUUAAUAACCCUCAUCUCAUCUCCAAGGUUCACUUGGAAUAUUUGGAAGCUGGCGCCGAUAUAAUUGUAACUUCUUCAUAUCAGGCUACUCUUCCUGGAUUUUUAUCUAGAGGAUUGACACUUGAACAAGGGGAAAAACUACUAGAAAAAAGUGUCAAGUUAGCCAAGGAUGCUCGUGAUAAAUUUUGGGAAAAGGUUGAAAAAAUCGGUCAUCAUUCAUAUAACCGAGCUUUAGUUGCAGCCUCCAUUGGAAGCUAUGGUGCAUAUCUUGCUGAUGGCUCAGAAUACAGUGGGUAUUAUGGAGAAACUGUGGAUUUAAAUAAGCUCAAAGACUUCCAUCGACGCAGAUUGCAAGUUCUAGUUGAAGCCAGUCCUGAUAUUCUUGCAUUUGAGACCAUUCCAAAUAAGCUAGAGACCCAAGCGAUAGCAGAAUUACUUGAAGAAGAAAAUGUUACAAUUCCGUCUUGGAUCUGUUUUAGCUCUGUUGAUGGAGUAAAUGCUCCUUCAGGAGAGAGCUUUGCGGAUUGCCUUGAAGUUCUUGACAAAAGUGAACGAAUCGCUGCUGUAGGGAUAAAUUGUGCACCACCACAGUUUGUUCAUACCUUAGUUCAGAAAUUCAAAGAGGUAACUGAGAAAGUGAUUGUUGUGUAUCCGAAUAGUGGUGAGACAUGGGAUGGUGUCGCAAAAAGAUGGCUGCCAUCCAAAUGUUUUAAUGACGACAAGUUCAAGGUUCUUGCGACAAGAUGGCGUGAUGCUGGAGCCAAACUCAUUGGUGGUUGCUGUCGAACCACACCUUUGACCAUUCGUGGCCUUUCAAAGGUUUUGAAGCAAGGUUCUUUGGCUAGCAAUUGAAGAAGACAAUAUAUGUUUAAGGGUUUAGUUUUAACUUUAUACAAUAUAAUCAAGUAGCCAUUGAAGAAAUGAAAGUAUUAAUAUCAUGUUUUUUAAUUUAUUUAUAAUGAUGAUAAAAUAAAAUCGAAAAUCAUUAUUGAUGUUCAAA